AUGGAGCUAACCAGCUGCUCAUGGCAAUCCCUCCUUUUGUUCAUCCCACUCUCCCUCUGUCUUGCGGCCUCGCUCAUAUUCUUGCUCAACAGCUGUCGCCGACGCGGCAAGUCGCUCCCUCCAGGCCCGCCGGCCCUGCUUUUCCUUGCCAAGUUCUUGGCGCUCCGGCAGUCCAUCUUCGACCUUCCUCAGAUCCUACGCGAGCUACACGCGCGCCAUGGCCCCGUCAUCUCCGUCCGCCUAUUCCGCCCGCUCGUCUUCGUCUCGGACCGCCACCUCGCCCACCGUGUCCUCGUCCAGAGCGGCGUCACCUUCGCCGACCGCCCGCAGGUCUUCGAGCCGGGGCACCUCUUCACCUCCGGCGCCCGCAACAUCAACGCCGCGCCCUACGGUCCAUACUGGCGCCUCGUCCGCCGCAACCUCGCCUCCGAGGUGCUGCACCCGGCCCGUGUCAGCCUCUUCGCGCCGGCGAGGCGCCGGGCACGCGACACGCUCGUCAACAACCUCCUCGCAGCCAGCGGCGGCGGCGGCUCGCGGCCCGUCACCGUGAGGCCGUUGCUAAGGCGCGCCCUGUUCGAGCUUUUCGCGUACAUGAGCUUUGGCGCCAGGCUUGGCCCGGAGGUGUUGGACGAGAUACAGGAGCUGCAGUUGUGGGUUGUGCGCAGCAUCCUCAGCUACCCUAUCUUCUACAUCUUCCCGCCCCUCACCAAGAGGCUCUUCCGCAAGCGGUGGGCUGCGCACAUGGCCGUGCGUCGGCGGGUGGACGAGAUCCUUCUCCCGCUAAGAGCAUCUCCACUCAGCCCGGACGACAACCCGCCUUGCUACGCCGAAUCCCUCCUCGGCCUGCGGGUGCCCAGGGAGGGAGACCGCCCGCUCACCGACGGCGAGGUGGUCAGCCUACAAAGCGGUAGUGACUUUUGGGCGAGCGAGGACCGCACUCGACGAAUUGUUCGGUUCCAGGAUUGUGCCACUCAAGUCUGGGAGUUCCGCGAUUUCUUCGACAACACUCUAGCUAUGAUUUACAGUGCUUUGUUUCCUCGGAACCCUCAGUCUGCAAACCUUAUCGAACUGAUGGAUAAAUUCAAGGAUGUGGAGAGUAUCCAUGACUUUGUGAAGGCGCAGUUGAUCGCUGGUGCUAAAUUUGCUCUGAUUUGGCUGAAGAUUUGUUACUCCAAAUUGGACCUCGACACUGUCUUCGAUACUCUUUACCGCAAAACAUCGAAGAGGAGGGUGAACGCCGACAAACACAGUGAAGCUGUAUCGCCUGUGGCUGAGAAGAUGAUUGAUGAACUUCUUCAGUACGACGCUGCUUUCUUCACAGAUCAUCGUUACGAUGAUUCGACGCAGAUUGUUCGCACUGCCCGAGAGAACAUAACCAUAGAUAGGUUUGUGUAA
Molecule: messenger RNA, 1395 nt
Organism: Lolium rigidum
Lineage: Eukaryota; Viridiplantae; Streptophyta; Magnoliopsida; Poales; Poaceae
Product: cytochrome P450 89A9-like
Exons: 3
Coding region: 1-1395 (464 amino acids)
Cellular component (GO): membrane
Molecular function (GO): oxidoreductase activity, acting on paired donors, with incorporation or reduction of molecular oxygen, NAD(P)H as one donor, and incorporation of one atom of oxygen; heme binding; iron ion binding
Source: RefSeq, a predicted model, not a curated record